AAAAUAUGGGUGUCUUUUACUGGUUGAAAUCCGAGAGGAACUACUUUUGUGUGGAGCCAUGGAGCCUGUUGGUGAUGACCCAAGUAGGAAAGAAGACAACGUGGAAGAAGCCAAUGAUCUUUUGGAAGAAUGUUGGUUUUUUGAUAACUUGCUCAACAGGAAACAGAAGAUGCUAAGGUGUCUUUCUGAUCCUCAUAGCAACUCAUCAGAUUUUGGCCAAGAAAUGUCAGUGGAGAUGAAUAAGGCCACAGAAGGCGGUGGAUUUUCCGAUCCAAAUUUGGUUCGGACACCGUCCUUGCCGCUUCAUAUAGGGAGGCAGGAGAAUGUUCAAGUGAAGCAAAGUGGUGGUAAGAGUGGCGUGAGAAAAUUGACAAGGCAAACGUCGCAUCAGAAGAUGCUGCAGACAACAACGUCCCAACCGCCGGUUUGUAUUGGGAGGAGGACAGAAGGAGUUCAGGAUAAAGAAAGUGAUAUCAGAAGAAGUAAAGUAAAUGGGCAACCGGUGCGUCACAAUUUGCUCAGGACACCCUCCUUGCCACCAUGCCUAGGAAGAGAAGAGAGAAACCAAGAAAGUGUUCCACAAAGACACAAGGGGCUCAUGACACAAUGUUCUAGCAUUCCAAGAUAUAGACCCCCAAAAACCACAGAAGGGGAAAGCAAUAUGAUUAGUACGGAUGGAAUUAAGGAAAUGAGGCGCCGAUGCCCUAAUCAACUGACGACGAGAAAGAGCCUAAGUGAUCUUGAAAUUGAAGAACUGCAAGGGUUCAAGGACUUGGGGUUCACAUUUGACAAGGAAGAGUUGACCCCUAGUGUGGUGAACAUACUUCCUGGGUUGCAAGACAAGAAGAGAAGUGAAGAUUUGAACCCGGCACAUGUUAGGAGGCCUUAUCUUUCUGAGGUGUGGCUGGCGCAAAGCUGCGCAGCCCCGCCACCUCCAAAUUUGGGUGCAACUCAGUCUGCUGAAGACAUGAAGGCACAGAUCAAGUUCUGGGCUAGAUCUGUGGCUUCUAAUGUGCGCUAGGGAAUUUUAUUUUGUGAUAUUUAACUUGAUUUACAUACCGAUCGAUUAUGUAGUCUGAUUGUAUUAAAAAUGGUAACAUCCAGUAAUCCAUUCAAACCAAUUAAUCCAACACAAUUUGAUUCGCUUCAAUAACUUUGAUGAUCUGAUUGGAUCAUCAAAUUCAAAAAUCUGUGUGAGAUAGAGAGAGGGAGAGGGAGUUGCAAUUGUCUAGUCUCAAUGAUCCGCUCUCAUGUGAUACUCGAGUUUCUAUUGUAUUAUUUCACUUGAUAUGUAUUAUUUGUCAUUUUUAUUUUGUGAAAUACUUUUUCAAAAACUGU
Malus domestica (apple) is the source of this 1338-nucleotide messenger RNA. RefSeq lists its product as uncharacterized. The record is from RefSeq and is a predicted model, not a curated record. Lineage: Eukaryota; Viridiplantae; Streptophyta; Magnoliopsida; Rosales; Rosaceae.